This is a messenger RNA of Acipenser ruthenus (sterlet), 1835 nucleotides long. Its product is annotated as hepatic triacylglycerol lipase. Gene Ontology annotation, molecular function: apolipoprotein binding; triacylglycerol lipase activity. The transcript is spliced from 10 exons. Lineage: Eukaryota; Metazoa; Chordata; Actinopteri; Acipenseriformes; Acipenseridae. Gene Ontology annotation, biological process: lipid metabolic process. The coding region runs from base 39 to 1727 and encodes 562 amino acids. The record is from RefSeq and is a predicted model, not a curated record.
UGAUCGGACGGGGUGUUUGCCCAAUCAGGUUGAAGUCAAUGGCACAUGCCCAGCCAGCCCUCUCUGACCUUCAGCCAGGCUGCAAAUACAGUGAUCAGAGUGCACCUCACCCCAGAUCUGUGCUACAUGACUGGUUGCUGCUGCUGCUGCCAAGUUCUUUGGUUGGUUGGCUGGCUGGCUGGUUGGUAAUAUUUCACGGCUUCAGUUGUCUGCUAGGAUCUCACACUAUGGGCAUUGUCAGGGGGCUUGUCUUCAUCUUGUUCAUUUAUCACAUAAGUGACGCAAAGAGGCUUUUGGUGAACAAAACUGACACAAAAGACAAAUCUCAACCAAUUCCGAAACAAAAAGUUCAUUAUGUCCCAAAAUCCAACUUCCGCUUGUACACCAGCGGGGAUGCCAUGGAUGAUACCUGUACGAUCCUGCCCUUCGACUCAGGGACCCUGGACCGGUGCAGCUUCAACAGCACUGCCCCCCUGAUCAUCAUCGUUCACGGAUGGUCGGUGGAUGGGAUGCUGGAGAGCUGGGUGACGAAGCUGGCAGCGGCCCUGAAGUCAAAGCUGAGGUACAGCAACGUGGUCAUCGCUGAUUGGCUCUCCCUCGCUCAUCAGCACUAUGCAAUAGCAGUGCAGAACACACGGCUGGUCGGCCAGGAGAUCGCAGACUUGUUGGAAUGGCUGGAGGAGUCCCACCAGUUUUCUACAGAGAAUGUUCAUUUGAUCGGGUACAGUCUUGGCGCGCAUGUCUCAGGAUUUGCUGGUAGUUAUGUCAGCGGCUCCAAGAACAUUGGAAGAAUUACAGGCCUGGACCCUGCAGGUCCACUAUUCGAAGGAAUGUCUUACACUGACCGGCUGUCUCCUGAUGAUGCCAACUUUGUUGAUGCCAUUCACACCUUCACGCAGCAGCACAUGGGUCUGAGUGUGGGGAUCAAGCAGCCGGUCGCCCAUUAUGACUUCUACCCGAACGGAGGCACCUUCCAACCUGGCUGUCACAUCAAGAAUUUGUAUGAUCACCUGUCUCAAUAUGGACUGUCAGGUUUUCAACAGAAUGUGAAAUGUGCACACGAGAGAUCUGUGCACCUCUUUAUUGACUCUCUGUUGAACGAUGACAAGCAGAGCGUGGCCUACUGGUGCAAUGACAACAACUCCUUUGACAAGGGCAUCUGCCUGGACUGCCGCAAGAACCGCUGCAACACGCUGGGCUACAACAUCAAGAAGGUCCGAACCGGAACCAGCAAAAGACUGUAUCUAAAGACACGCUCCCACAUGCCUUACAAAGUCUAUCACUACCAGUUCAAGAUCCAAUUCAUCAACCAAAUUGCACAGCUGGAACCCAUGCUUACUAUAUCUCUGAUGGGUACAAAAGAAGAUGUUCAAAACUUGCCAAUCACUCUAGUUGAGGAAAUAACUGGCAACAAAACCUACACUUUCCUAAUCACCCUGGACACAGACAUCGGCGACCUGAUGGUUCUCAAGUUUAAAUGGGAAGGCUCUGCAGUUUGGGCCAACAUCUGGAACAAGGUCCAGACUAUCAUGCCUUGGAGAAAAGGAAGGAAGGGCCCAGAGCUCACUGUGGGGAGAAUCCGGGUCAAGGCUGGAGAGACACAGAAAAAAACCUCAUUCUGCUCUCAGAGCGACGACAGCACGCACAUACUGCCGGCUCAAGAGAAAACCUUUGUGAGAUGCGAGAGAAACAGCAACAAGGGGAAGAAGAAAAUCACACUCGCAUGAUGAAACCGACUGGUCUGUUACACUUGGUGACUGGGAAAUAUUACAAUUAAAACUUUUAUGGAACUCCUUUUAUUAUUAUUAUUAUUAUAAUAAAGGUUACUGAUACUU